AUGUCACCUCCGGGGGAUGGGGCCACGAUGGAAGGCACCGGCAACAGUCGAGCUGCCACGCCAGCAACGUACGUUCCAGCUUUGAACGCCUUCGCCAUAGAGCUCCCCGAGAAGUUUGACUUUCGCCACCCGGAGUCGUGGAAGAAGUGGUUCACGAGCGAAGCCGAGGACAUUCUCACGUCGCUUCGCCUGUCGGACGAAGAACUGAACGACUACGGCAAGCUUUCGGAAGGCUUCAAGGGUCACUUCGUACCCAGACUAAAUGUGAUCUACGAGCGGGCUUGUUUCAACCAGCGGCACCAACGAGACCACGAGACCGUGGAGGAAUUCGUCAGAGAGCUUCACCGAUUGGCUGCAACCUGCGAAUAUGGCGCGCUCAAAGAGGAACUGAUUCGCGACCGCCUAGUGGUUGGCCUGCAUGACAAGAGCCUUAGCGAAAAACUGCAGUUGGAUUCAUCGUUGACGCUGGAGAAAGCGGUCAACAGAGCGAGGAACUCGGAGGCCGUGAAGGGCCAACAGCCACUGCUGCACUCCGACGUCAACUCCGAAGGAAGACCUCGUACGAAAAUUGACGUGGACGCGGUCAUUGCUGCCAAAUCUCCGUAUGUAGCAAAGGAACGUUCCGGAGCCGCGCAACGGCAACGACACGGCGCGAGCGAUCGUGACCGGCAGCGACCAAACAAAACCUGCAAGUGGUGCGGGUACAGCCUGGAUCACACGAGGGCAGACUGUCCAGCUCGAGAGAAGGUCUGCAGCACGUGCCGCAAGACAGGACACUUUGCGUCUGUUUGCCAGUCGAGCGCCCAGCGGCAGGUGCAGGGGACCAACCAGAGGACUCAGCCCGGAAGACAGCCCGGUCGUCGGGGCAAGGGUCAAACCACGGCCAAGUUGGAAGAAGUCUUCCUCGGCGAAGUCCUGUCGGCAUGGACCGCUAAGGAGCCGUGGAUCAUAACAGCUGAGGUGGACAACAUGGCAGUCUCGUUCAAGGUGGACACUGGAGCUGACGUCAGCGCGGUACCCCAGUCUGCACUUGUCGAGAACACGAAGAAACGCAUACGUCCGGCAACGAAAGUUCUGUAUGGACCGGGAAGGUCCAGGCUUCACCCCGUCGGUCAGGCGGAAGUGCUGAUGUCCUGGAACGGGAAGACGACCCGUCAAGAAAUCUUUGUCAUGGACAAGCUGGAGCACGCGCUCCUAGGUCGACCGGCAAUCCGGGCCCUUGACGUGCUGCCACACCUCUGUUCAGUGGAAUCCACUUCGCUCGUCGACCCGAUAAUGUCAAAGUAUCCAGUCCUCUUCGGCGCACUGGGACACAUGAAGGCUGUGUACCACAUCAAACUUGUUCUUGGGGCGGUACCGCAUGCUGUUUCGUACCCUCGUCGUGUGCCAAUCCCACUGCUUCCAAGUGUGAAGGAGGAGUUGGAACGUAUGGAAGAGCUCCAGGUCAUAGAGAAAGUCGACCGCGCAACGAGCUGGUGCGCGCCCAUGGUCGUCGCCAAGAAAAAGAACGGGAAGCUGCGCAUUUGCGUCGACUUCGCCGACCUCAACAAACAAGUCGUUAGAGAGCGACUGAUUAUGCCCAUUGUCGAAGAAAAUCUCUCACGGAUUCACGGCGCAAGAGUAUUCAGCAAACUCGACGCGAAUGCGGGAUAUUGGCAAGCUCCCUUAGCACCGGAAAGUAGAGAGCUGACGACCUUCAUUACUCCGAUGGGACGCUACCAGUUCCUGAGACUGCCCUUUGGAAUCGCAACUGCCCCCGAGUCCUUCCAGAGGGAAAUGCUGCGCAUCCUGGAAGGCUUGGAGGGAACUGUAUGCCACAUGGACGAUAUCCUCGUGUACGGCAAGCAUGAGCAGGAACACGAUGCUCGUCUGGACGCAGUACUUCGCCGUCUACAGGACAGUGGCAUCACAUUGAACAAGGACAAAUGCGAAGUCCGUGUAAACCAGAUCCAGUUCUUGGGACAUGUACUGGACGGGCGUGGCAUAUCCGUCGACCCGGAGAAGACUGAAGCCAUCAGGGCCAUGAAACCGCCAGGAUCAGUCGCGGAGCUCCGAUCUUUUAUCGGCAUGGUCAACCACUUGAUGAAAUUUCUCCCCCGUCUGGCUGAAAAGCUAAAGCCGCUAAGGGACCUGUUGACGUCGGACGCAGGCUGGUUUUGGGGCCCGAGUCAGCAACAGGCCUUUGAACAGAUUAAGGACGACCUCACAAAGGCUCCAUGUCUCGCCUACUACACAGGGAAACACCCGCUCACAGUCUCUGUAGAUGCAUCGUCCUACGGCCUUGGUGCAGUUCUCCUACAAGAGGACAGCGAGCACCGCAGACAUCCGGUCGCGUACGCAUCCCGGGCACUUUCACCAACCGAGCAGCGCUAUGCGCAAGUCGAAAAGGAGGCCCUAGCUAUUACAUGGGCAUGCGAGCGCUUCAGGAUGUAUAUUUUGGGCCUGCAGUUCCACGUAGAGACGGAUGAUAAACCACUGGUCCCUAUUUUCUCCACGAAACGGAUAGACGAGCUGACCCCAAGAUUACAACGGAUGCGCCUACGAAUCCUGGAGUAUGACUUCACGAUUGCACACGUCCCGGGCAAACUGUUAUACACGGCGGAUGUUCUUUCGCGCGCUCCGGUUACUAGCAGCGAUGAAGCAUCAUUGGACACCUUACUGCGGGAGUACGAGCUCCUCACCGUUGAGCUACUCCCAGCAUCCGGGUCACUGCAAGCACGUCUCCGGAGAGCUCUACAGAGUGAUGACGCCACAUCAGAGGUCAUGACGUACUGCGGUAACACAUGGCCACCAGCAGACGAGAUGAGCCAUGAGGUGCGCCGGUACGCCAGCUUUUCCAGUGAGCUCUCUGUCGUCCAAGGACUCCUGUUCAAGGGGAAGAGACUGGUAAUCCCAUCAGUGAUGCGACAAGAAAUUUUGGACCGGCUCCACGCUGGCCGUCAAGGUGUUGUCCGAUGCAGAGCAAGAGCGAGGGACGCCGUCUGGUGGCCCGGUAUCGGUGAACACAUCGCCAAUUUUGUGACCAGAUGCCCAACAUGCCAAGCACACAGGAGAUCCCGGGCGGAACCCCUGCUUCAGACCGAACUUCCGCCGCGACCUUGGCAUACCGUGGGCAUGGACAUCUUCUACAAAGACAAACAAAACUAUUUGGUCAUCGUAGACUACUACUCAAAGUUCUUCGAGCUGAGGUGUCUUCCAAAGACUACGACGGCUGACGUCAUAACGGCAUUGGGUCCGGUGUUUGCCUGUCACGGCAUUCCAGCGGUGAUAAGGACUGACAACGGGCCGCAGUUUGCCUCGAAGGAGUUCGCCCGAUAUCUGCAACGUAUCGGUGUGGUCCACGUGACGUCCAGCCCGUACUACCCUCAAUGUAACGGCCAGGCAGAGCGGGCGGUUCAAACGGCAAAGUCUCUUGUAGCCAAGUCGUCGGACAUCGACGACGCUCUUCUGGCGCAGCGGACGACCCCAGGGAAGACCGGAUACUCACCGGCGGAAUUGCUAAUGGGACGACGUCUGCAAUCCACGGUACCAGUUCCACAGAGCUCCCUGCAGCCACAGUGGCCGUACUUGGAACAGUAUCGAAGGAGCUACGCCCAGGACCAAGCGGUCCAUGCAAGGCACUACAACUGGAGGCACAGGGCCUCAUCUCGCCGGCCUUUCAGAAACCGAACGGCCGUGAGAAUACUCGCAGGAGCGGCAGCACAUGGGGCCAUCGUCGGUCAGGCCUCUACACCCAGGUCCUACGUCGUGGCAACUUCAACGGGGAUUACCAGGCGCACUAGCCGGCACCUGCAAGAGCAACAGUCGCUUUGCCGCAGUGUGGACCACAAGGCGUCGUAUCAAGUCCAGGACGCGUGA
Molecule: messenger RNA, 3858 nt
Organism: Ornithodoros turicata
Lineage: Eukaryota; Metazoa; Arthropoda; Arachnida; Ixodida; Argasidae
Exons: 2
Coding region: 1-3858 (1285 amino acids)
Biological process (GO): proteolysis; DNA integration
Molecular function (GO): zinc ion binding; aspartic-type endopeptidase activity; nucleic acid binding
Source: RefSeq, a predicted model, not a curated record